Molecule: messenger RNA, 2490 nt
Organism: Ascoidea rubescens DSM 1968
Lineage: Eukaryota; Fungi; Ascomycota; Saccharomycetes; Ascoideales; Ascoideaceae
Product: MFS general substrate transporter
Exons: 1
Coding region: 375-1994 (539 amino acids)
Biological process (GO): intracellular polyamine homeostasis; transmembrane transport
Molecular function (GO): polyamine transmembrane transporter activity
Source: RefSeq, a predicted model, not a curated record
AGAAAAGGGCCAAUCAUCCGCCGUGGCCCAAAAAGGCUAGACAAAAGAGUUGAUAGCGAUUUUGCUGUGAGAUUAAGGUUUGACGCAUUAUUUUGUUCAGUGUAUGCUGAUGAGUCAAAUAGAUAUUUGUUGUUGAUCAUGAGAACAAAUUAUUAAGAUGAUUCAACGAUUUAAUGUCAUUAAUGCUCUGGGGUAUAUUUCUGAUUGAAAUCACUGAAAUUUUGUAAUUUGGAGGUUAUAAUCCAACGCCAAAUGUCUAGUUUUCUAGUUUUCGGGUUAGUAUAAUCUAUUUGUCAUCAAGAAUAACAAAACAGAAAAUAAGCUUUUUUAGAAUAACCCCGAAUAAUAUAAAAUAAUAUUGCAAACUUGGCCACAUGGAUUAUAAUCAAAGCAACUCUCAGAAAUCAAAGAAAUACGAUAACCAAAGCUUUCAUGAAAGACAGCAUACGGAAUCAGACAGUGAUAAUGAUUUUAAUGUUCAGACAAUACAUGGUCAUCCAGACCUUGAAAAACUCAAUGCGAAGAGUAAUCCGAAUACCUUAUCGAGAACAAAAAGUAUUGUCCCAAAAAACCAGAGAAGAGGGUUGUUGUCGCACUUUUGUCUAAUACCAGAGUAUAAUGAUCCAAGAGAUUUCCCAAAUAAAUACAAAAAUUUUUUAUUAAUUGUGGUUGCUUGUGCUUCAAUAAUUGGCCCCAUGGGUACGUCCAUUCUUCUUCCUGCUAUGGAGGAUGUAAUUGAGAUGUUAAACACGCAGACAUAUUUAGUUAAUAUAUCGGUGGGUAUUUAUCUUUUAACUUUAGGUAUUUUUCCCUUGUGGUGGUCUGCAAUAAGUGAAAGAAAAGGAAGAAGAAAUGUAUAUCUAAUAUCCUUUUUUUUAAUGUUUUGCUUUUCGAUUGGAUGUGCUUUAUCUACAAGCAUCGGAAUGUUAAUAGCUUUUAGAGUCUUAUCUGGAGCAGCUUCAGCAUCUGUCCAAUCAGUUGGCGCAGGUUCUAUUUCUGACUUAUAUGCCCCAAAAGAAAGAGGUACUGCAAUGGGGCUAUUUUAUCUAGGACCGUUGAUGGGACCAUUCCUUGCCCCAUUGAUUGGUGGUGCUAUUGCCACAAGAUUUGGAUUUAGAGGAACACAAUGGUUUCUUGUGAUAUUUUCAGGAUUCUUGGACUUUGUAAUUUUAUUUGGUUUACCAGAGACAUUAAGAAAGCAAAGUAGCAAAGAUGCAAUUGCUCGUGUAUUAGCAAGCAGAAGAGAAAACCAUGAAGCAGAUUCCAGUAAUAGUGAUCUUGAGAAAAACUAUGACAAAGAACACAAUAAUGAUGUCAAUCAUAAUAAUAACGGGGAAAACAUCAACAGAUUACUAAAGAAAAUUGAAAGCAGAUCAUUAGUAACCCAAAAUCUUGAAAAAGGACCAAUAGUGGACACAAUUGGCCCAAUAAAUGUAUCAAAAAUUGACUCAAGUGACCCAAAUCUAGUUGCAAGAAUUCAUAACCAAGACAUCAAAGGAAUUACUAAGGAAGUUGAAAAAGAGCUCGAAAAUAAUCAUGAAGAAGAUUAUGAUAUUAAAAAUACAAUUUACAUUUAUGUCUUUCAACCUGUGCGAUCAUUAAUUUUCUUUAGAUACCCUCCAGUGUUUUUAGCUGUAUUUUUUUCUUCAAUAACGUUCUUACCAGUUUAUAUUAACAAUAUUGCUCUUUCUAACUUAUACUCUCAAGAACCUUAUAAUUUUGGUCCAAUGCUCAUUGGUUUAGUUUAUCUUCCGAACUCUGCUGGUUAUAUUGUUGCAUCAGUUCUAGGUGGAAAAUAUGUGGAUAGUUUAUUAAAAAAAUACGAGAAAAAAUAUGGGUUUUUAGCCCCAGAAGCAAGAAUAUCAUACAAUAUGCUCAUGGCCAUUAUCUUCUUUCCAAUUUCCUUAUUGAUAACCGGUUGGUGUUUUCAAAAAGAAACCCACUGGUUUUUCCUUUGCUUGGAACCUUUAUUUUUGGAAUUGCUUCGAUGUUGACAAUAGGUUGUGUUGUAACCUAUGUUGUCGAUUCAUUGCCAGGAAGAGGAGCCACAGGAGUCGCAUUAAACAAUUUCAUGAGACAAAUACUAGCAACAGCAGGGUCCUUCUUUACAGAGCCAUUGAUAAGAGUAAUGGGUGCUGGUGCACUAUAUUCUGCUGUAGCUGGCUUGGUGGUGGUGUCAAGUCUAUCCAUUCUCUUGCUAAAAAAAAGAGGAGCCUAUUGGAGGGAAAGCUACGACCUUCAAAGAUUGUAUGACAGCUUGGAUAAAUGAACCAAUAACCAAGAGCAUUUUUUCAUCUUUUCCAUCUCUACUAUCUCUGUAGUUUCCAUAGCAUCAAACUUUCCAAUAAAAUGUAGCUAUUGCUGCAAUCUUUGGGGUUUUGGUGAGACAGAAAUCACAUGGAAUGUACCACUUUCAUUGGACGUGUUGGUUAUUGUAGAUCAUUGUGUGAAACACUGUAACAGCUGUUGGGAAGAAUUCUGCUGAACAGA